UUCCCUCCCCCUCUCUCUGUUCCCUCUCUCUCUCUCUGUUCCCUCCCUCUCUCUGUUCCCUCCCCCUCUCUCUGUUCCCUCCCUCUCUCUCUCUGUGCCAUCUCUCUCUGUUCCCUCCCUCUCUCUCUGUUCCCUCUCUUCUUUUUGACUAUGUUUUUGUUUAAUGAGGCUCAUCUAGUUGGAUGUCUGCCAUUAUCCAUGAUGUUACGGCAGGUCAGGGAAGUAAUCAAUAGCCGUAACAUCAAUACAACCUUUACAUAUUCUACUACGCACCAAACACUGUUGACAGGGUAAAAUCAUCGCGUCCAACCACAGAGGCUGAGUGUUGGGUCACAAAGGGUUUCCUUUGAACCAGUUAAAACAGACAGACCAGAUGAAGCAUCACUGAGUACUGAGCUGUAGACAGGUAGAACGUCUGUCUGUCUCACCUGUCUGUCUGAGUACUGAGCUGUAGACAGGUAGAAUGUCUGUCUGUCUCAUCUGUCUGUCUGAGUACUGAGCUGUAGACAGGUAGAACAUCUGUCUGUCUCACCUGUCUGUCUGAGUACUGAGCUGUAGACAGGUAGAAUGUCUGUCUGUCUCAUCUGUCUGUCUGAGUACUGAGCUGUAGACAGGUAGAAUGUCUGUCUGUCUCACCUGUCUGUCUGAGUACUGAGCUGUAGACAGGUAGAACGUCUGUCUGUCUCAUCUGUCUGAUUCCUUGACUGAAAUGACAAAAAUCACAAAAUGAUAUGACAGAUUAAACACGUCUUUCAUUUGGUUCAGCUGUAAAAUAAUUAACAUUCACAAUGAACCAAAUAUGUUUUUUUUAUAGCUUUGUUUAAUCUCCAUAUGUUGAGAAAAGCACAGCCAACCAUUCCCUUGUUUUAGACAUAACUAAGAAUACUGCACUAACAGGGAUGGCAUCAAACUGCUGUCAGCUUUCAGUUCAAGUUCUGAAGUGUUUUUCAGGGGGAGAAUGUUGUACACUAGAGAGAAAUAACCACUAGAUGUCUACGUUUAUAGGUCUACGUUUUGUUCUUUCAAAGUUAGAAUUUUAAGUGCAUAAAAUCUCUCAUAUUAAUGAUUUUCCAAAAGAAAGUGUAAGCCAUGUUCAUACUUAGAAACAAAUACAAGAACACUUUUUAUAUCAGAUGAUACCAGUUGAUGGAAAUCAAGUACAGUAUACCAACUUGUGCAAUGUGAUAUAUCGUUGUAUCUCCAAUACUCACGACAAUGUGAUAUAAAACAAUUAUUAGAGUUAUAUUAUAUUAUAGUUGUAUGUCAUUUUGUUUGCCUUAUAGGCCCUAUAUGAAUUAAUUAUUGAAAAAUUGGUGUGUAAUUUAUGUUUUUAUUUCAGUAAAAAAAAGUUAAUAAAAUGAUGAUUUGAUUUCUGGUAUCUCUAGAAAGUGUUCCUAGAAUAAUUGCUUGAGAUCAGUGGUGUCCAAGCCUCCUCCUGGAGAGAUAACUUCCUCCUGGAGAGAUACCAUCCUCCUGGAGAGAUUCCCUCCUCCUGGAGAGAUUCUCUCCUCCUGGAGAGAUACCUUCCUUCUGGAGAGAUUCCCUCCUCCUGGAGAGAUUCCAUCCUCCUGGAGAGAUUCCCUCCUCCUGGAGAGAUACCCUCCUGCAGGAUUUUAUUCCAACCCUGCUCCUACACACCAGACUACUAACCAGCUGGUCCCCAAGACCUUGAUUAUCUUGAAUCAGGUGUGUUAGAGCAGGGCUGGAACAAAAGCCUGCAGGAGGCUAAAUCUCUCCAGGAGUUAGGUUGGCCACCCCCUACAGUAGGUUUUACUACUUUACUAGCCAGGUUGCCAGAUUGGUUUUUACUUCAUCUGCUAUUAUAACACAGAGGAGUAAGCUGAAGCAGAACAGAUCUGGCAACAUGGCUAGUCGAUAACCUCAUGUCCAGCAGAAAAUAUCCCUCCCCCAGUCCAGCCCCACCAGAGCCCUAAUGCACAGUAGUAGAUUUACCAUAUGUUACAUAGAUGAUGAUACACUACUUGGAAAAGCCAAGAAUCCAUCGUACUAGUAAAUGUUGGGUAAGAUAUCUUCACAUAGCCCCGAGCCACGUUCCACUGUUGAAGCAGAAACAGUGACAGACAUCUAACUGUGCCCCACCAAAGAUGCUUUCUAACAGAGAUGCUAUCUAACAGUGAUGCUAUCUAACAGAGAUGCUAUCUAACAGUGAUGCUAUCUAACAGAGAUGCUAUCUAACAGUGAUGCCCUAACAGAGAUGCUAUCUAACAGAGAUGCUAUCUAACAGAGAUGCUAUCUAACAGAGAUGCCCUAACAGAGAUGCUAUCUAACAGAGAUGCUAUCUAACAGUGAUGCCCUAACAGAGAUGCUAUCUAACAGAGAUGCUAUCUAACAGUGAUGCCCUAACAGAGAUGCUAUCUAACAGAGAUGCUAUCUAACAGAGUUGCCCUAACAGAGAUGCUAUCUAACAGAGAUGCUAUCUAACAGAAAUGCUAUCUAACAGUGAUGCCCUAACAGAGAUGCUAUCUAACAGAGAUGCUAUCUAACAGUGAUGCCCUAACAUAGAUGCUAUCUAACAGAGAUGCCCUAACAGAGAUGCUAUCUACGAGAGAUGCUAUCUAACAGAGAUGCUAUCUAACAGUGAUGCCCUAACAGAGAUGCUAUCUAACAGAGAUGCCCUAACAGAGAUGCUAUUUACGAGAGAUGCUAUCUAACAGAGAUGCUAUCUAACAGUGAUUCCCUAACAGAGAUGCCCUAACAGAGAUGCUAUCAAACAGAGAUGCCCUAACAAAGAUGCUAUCUAACAGUGAUGCUAUCUAACAGUGAUGCUAUCUAACAGAGAUGCUAUCUAACAGAGAUGCCCUAACAUAGAUGCUAUCUAACAGAGAUGCCCUAACAUAGAUGCUAUCUAACAGAGAUGCUAUCUAACAGUGAUGCCCUAACAUAGAUGCUAUCUAACAGAGAUGCUAUCUAACAGAGAUGCCCUAACAGAGAUGCUAUCUAACAGAGAUGCCCUAACAUAGAUGCUAUCUAACAGAGAUGCUAUCUAACAGUGAUGCCCUAACAUAGAUGCUAUCUAACAGAGAUGCUAUCUAACAGAGAUGCCCUAACAGAGAUGCUAUCUAACAGAGAUGCCCUAACAGAGAUGCUAUCUAACAGAGAUGCUAUCUAACAGAGAUGCCCUAACAUAGAUGCUAUCUAACAGAGAUGCUAUCUAACAGUGAUGCCCUAACAUAGAUGCUAUCUAACAGAGAUGCUAUCUAACAGAGAUGCCCUAACAGAGAUGCUAUCUAACAGUGAUGCCCUAACAGAGAUGCUAUCUAACAGUGAUGCCCUAACAGAGAUGCUAUCUAACAGAGAUGCCCUAACAGAGAUGCUAUCUAACAGAGAUGCUAUCUAACAGAGAUGCCCUAACAGAGAUGCUAUCUAACAGAGAUGCUAUCUAACAGAGAUGCUAUCUAACAGAGAUGCUAUCUAACAGUGAUGCCCUAACAGAGAUGCUAUCUAACAGAGAUGCCCUAACAGAGAUGCUAUCUAACAGAGAUGCCCUAACAGAGAUGCUAUCUAACAGAGAUGCUAUCUAACAGAGAUGCUAUCUAACAGUGAUGCCCUAACAGAGAUGCUAUCUAACAGAGAUGCCCUAACAGAGAUGCUAUCUAACAGUGAUGCCCUAACAGAGAUGUUAUCUAACAGAGAUGCCCUAACAUAGAUGCUAUCUAACAGAGAUGCUAUCUAACAGAGAUGCUAUCUAACAGAGAUGCCCUAACUGUGUCUUCCAGCAUCCCACAAGUGAUUACUGGAUCUAAUCCAUGUCUCAUGCAGCAGAGAUGAAUCAGGCAUGUGUUCUCUUUCCCCCUCCAGUGUAUGACUUCUCAUCUCUCUGGGCCCAUCCAAAAUGGCACCCAAUUCCCUAUAGGGCUCUGGUCAAAAGUAGCGCACUAUAUAGGGAUUAGGAUACCAUUGGGGUUGCAGCCUCUGUGCCUGUGAGCGGGAAUUCCCAGUUUUAGAGAAACCGGCAAGACAGAAACAUGACGGGCGGUAGCCUGGGAGCCAAACUGAAUAUCGUUCUGAAUAUUAACUCUGAAUAUCCACUAAAUAUCACGCUAAAAAUCACUCAAAAUAUCACUCUGAAUAUCACUCUGAAUAUAACUAUAAAUAUCACUCAAAAUAUCACUCUGAAUAUCCCUCGAAAUAUCACUCUGAAUAUCCCUCUAAAUAUGACUCUAAAUGUCACUCUGAAUAUCACUCUGAAUAUCACUCUAAAUAUCACUCUAAAUGUCACUCAAAAUAUCACUCUGAAUAUCCCUCUAAAUAUCACUCUAAAUGUCACUAUGAAUAUCACUCUGAAUAUCACUCUGAAUAUCACUCUGAAUAUCACGUUGAAUAUCACUCUAAAUAUCACUCUGAAUAUUGCGUUGAAUAUCACUCUGAAUAUCACUCUAAAUAUCACUCUGAAUAUCACUCUAAAUAUCACUCUGAAUAUCACUCUGAAUAUCGCUCUGAAUAUCCCUCUAAAUAUCCCUCUGAAUAUCACUCUGAAUAUCACUCUGAAUAUCACGUUGAAUAUCCCUCGAAAUAUCACUCUGAAUAUCCCUCUAAAUAUCACUCUAAAUGUCACUCUGAAUAUCACUCUGAAUAUCACUCUAAAUAUCAAUCUAAAUGUCACUCUGAAUAUCACUCUGAAUAUCACUCUGAAUAUCACGUUGAAUAUCACUCUAAAUAUCACUCUGAAUAUUGCGUUGAAUAUCACUCUGAAUAUCACUCUAAAUAUCACUCUGAAUAUCACUCUAAAUAUCACUCUGAAUAUCACUCUGAAUAUCGCUCUGAAUAUCCCUCUAAAUAUCACUCUGAAUAUCACUCUGAAUAUCACUCUGAAUAUCACGUUGAAUAUCACUCUGAAUAUCGCUCUGAAUAUCCCUCUAAAUAUCACUCUGAAUAUCACUCUGAAUAUCGCUCUGAAUAUCACUCUAAAUAUCACUCUGAAUAUCACUCUGAAUAUCACGUUGAAUAUCCCUCGAAAUAUCACUCUAAAUAUUACUUUGAAUAUCACUGAAUAUCACUCCGAAUAUCACUCUGAAUAUCACUCUGAAUGUCACUCUGAAUAUCACUCUGAAUAUCACUCUGAAUGUCACUCUGAAUAUCACUAUAAAUAUCACUGUGAAAAUCAAUAUAAACAUAAUGGUGGGAGAUGACUCUUUAGUUAGUCAAUAUUUGGUUUAUUUACAUUUAUUUUAUUUUCCAAUUCAACGUCCACAGUUUUGAGAAGCUAACAGAACAGUCAUAUUACCUGUGACUAGCAGCUAGCUACAUGUGCAUACUGUAUAAACAACAGAUCAUAUAUUAUAUUACAAUAUUGGUAUUUUGCGUUGGAGACAGCCUCAGUACCAGAGACCCAGUUCUAUCCUCAGUACCAGAGACCCAGUUCCAUCCUCAGUACCAGAGACCCAGUUCUAUCCUCAGUACCAGAGACCCAGUUCUAUCCUCAGUACCAGAGACCCAGUUCCAUCCUCAGUACCAGAGACCCAGUUCUAUCCUCAGUACCAGAGACCCAGUUCCAUCCUCAGAACCAGAGACCCAGUUCUAUCCUCAGUACCAGAGACCCAGUUCUAUCCUCAGUACCAGAGACCCAGUUCUAUCCUCAGUACCAGAGACCCAGUUCUAUCCUCAGUACCAGAGACCCAGUUCCAUCCUCAGUACCAGAGACCCAGUUCUAUCCUCAGUACCAGAGACCCAGUUCCAUCCUCAGUACCAGAUACCCAGUUCCAUCCUCAGUACCAGAGACCCAGUUCUAUCCUCAGUACCAGGUAGAUGCAUGAUGUUUAUGGCAUCCAAAGUUCUGCAUGACAUGAGAUGAACUCUUUGAAGAUUUGGUUUUCUCUUUUAACAACCAACCUGCUUGUCAUUACUUUACAACCUUCCACUGUUUCAUUCCAUGUAAUGAUCUGAUGUUUUCUCUAGGCCAUAAUAUACUGUUUCCCUCUCCCAGGGGAUUAUAUUUAUUCAUGGCAGACAACAGUAGAGAAUAUCAAUCCACUGACAUGCCAUAAUAAUAGUAUUAUAACACUGGAUUGUGGUUUGCUAUCAAUCAAUAAUGAAUUAAUUGAUUGGUGGUUAACACUAUUAGCAUAACACUGCUGUAGUUGAUACUUUGAUAAAUAUUUGUUUAAAUUUGAUCAGUUAGUUCUCUGCCAUGCACUGACCAUUGAUAGAAUAUCCUACCACUCCUGCAGAACAGAUUCAAGGUAAAACGGGUCAUUGUUUUCCUAUGGCAACAGCACACCAAAUAGUAGAUCUAUCUACUGUAUAUGGUGUUAGCAUGUAUUUAUGCUGAACCAAUAAGAAACCUGGUAGAAGGAGCUAUAUGUGACCAUCAUCGUGGAUAUAUUCAUGUCAGCAGCUCUACUCAACACAGUCAUGGAUUCUUUGAAGUGCAUUUAGGAGACACACUAUUUAUUUACCUCCCAAUAAAUGCACAAAUAUUUAUGAAAUGUAAUAUGGUAUAUUAUGUUGAUAUUAACAUUAUAUGUUUGUUGUUGGUUUAGACAUGGACAGUAUAAGCCCUCGAUUCUGUUGUUGGCCGGGUGAGUCUAUAUUUAGGGCUGAAAGGAAGUAGAAAUCUGUAGCAGACAUUAUACAUACGAUGCACUGGUUUUGUCCCAAAUGGCAUCCUAUUCUCUAUAUAGUCCCUAUAGGCCCUGAUCAAAAGGAGUGCACUAUACAGGGAAUAGGGUGCCAUUGGGACAUACACACAGUCAUCAUUACAAAUCCUUGUUGCUUUUCUCUAGUUGGUUAUACAGUAGUAUGUGGUUUCAGAACAGUCAGGGUACUAAUGUAUGGACACUGAAACAGAUAACAAGACAAGUAACAAGUUUAGUUGGAGCUACUAGGCUUUUCACUGUACAUUCACAUUGUCAUCUGGGGGGUUGGGGGUGACGGCUCUGGUAUGACUUCUAUUUUAUCUGUCAGUCUGAAAUGUCAUCACCAUGUUUGUACAGUACAAACAGCAGGGACAUAUAUUUUCUCUCUGGCCUUCGAUUAUGUUUGUUUUGAUUGGUUGUAGAAAUAGAAAAACCAACUCUGAAACUAAGUAAUGCCUAUUCAAAUGCUGAAACUGUGAAUGUGGAGUGUGGAGAAGUCUAUAUAUUUUGAUGUAAUCAAAGAGCACUGGGAAUUAUUACAUUGUAUUUCACUGUAAAAACUGAACCACUUCUGAUAUAACUGUAGUUGAAAUUAAAACCUCUAUAUACUGAA
Molecule: messenger RNA, 7209 nt
Organism: Salmo salar (Atlantic salmon)
Lineage: Eukaryota; Metazoa; Chordata; Actinopteri; Salmoniformes; Salmonidae
Source: RefSeq, a predicted model, not a curated record